Messenger RNA from Suricata suricatta (meerkat), 5076 nucleotides. RefSeq names its product UBX domain protein 2B (gene UBXN2B). Gene Ontology annotation, cellular component: cytosol; nucleus. Gene Ontology annotation, biological process: proteasome-mediated ubiquitin-dependent protein catabolic process; nuclear membrane reassembly; Golgi organization. Gene Ontology annotation, molecular function: ubiquitin binding. Lineage: Eukaryota; Metazoa; Chordata; Mammalia; Carnivora; Herpestidae. Bases 1 to 1041 code for a protein of 346 amino acids. The transcript is spliced from 9 exons. The record is from RefSeq and is a predicted model, not a curated record.
AUGUCUGAUACUUUGUUACAGUUGCCAGCAGCCUCCGAAUGCUGCUGGGCUCUCCCCCCACCCACCGAGAGCUUUUCAUUCAUUAGGUCAGAGUGGGGCGGGAGCACCUGCAUUUUCGAAGGGUCCCGGCUGGCCUUGGCAGAGUUAUAUGAAGAUGAAGUGAAAUGCAAAUCUUCCAGAUCUGACAGACCUAAAGCUACAGUCUUCAAAAGCCCACGAACACCACCUCAGAGGUUCUAUUCAAGUGAACGUGAAUACAGUGGAUUACACGUAGUGCGGCCUUCACCUGGGAAGAUGGUGAAUGAACUUUUCAAAAAGGCAAGGGAGCAUGGGGCUGUCCCUCUACAUGAAGCCACAAGAGCCUCCGGUGAUAACAAACCUAAGUCCUUUACAGGUGGAGGAUAUAGGUUGGGUACCUCCUUUUGUAAGCGGUCCGAGUACAUCUAUGGAGAAAGUCAACUGCAAGAUGUUCAGGUUUUGCUUAAACUGUGGAGCAAUGGUUUCAGUUUAGAUGAUGGAGAGCUGAGACCUUACAAUGACCCCCCAAACGCCCAGUUUCUGGAGUCUGUUAAAAAAGGAGAGAUCCCCCUGGAGCUUCAGCGGCUGGUUCACGGCGGCCAUGUGAACUUGGAUAUGGAGGACCAUCAGGAUCAAGAGUACAUAAAACCUAGAUUGAGAUUCAAGGCUUUUAGUGGAGAAGGACAAAAACUUGGAAGCCUGACCCCUGAGAUAGUCAGCACCCCGUCAUCCCCUGAAGAGGAGGAUAAGUCCAUACUUAACGCCGUUGUUCUCAUUGACGAUUCAGUGCCAACGACCAAGAUUCAAAUCAGAUUAGCAGACGGGAGUCGUUUGAUACAAAGAUUCAAUAGUACGCACAGGAUCCUGGAUGUCCGGGACUUUAUUAUCCAGUCCCGUCCUGAAUUUGCAACUCUUGACUUUAUUCUCGUGACGUCAUUUCCAAACAAAGAGCUUACAGAUGAAAGCCUGACACUACAAGAAGCAGAUAUUCUGAACACUGUGAUUCUCCAGCAGCUGAAAUAACACUGCUCCUGCCCUUGCAGUAGCAUGUAGGAGAGACCGUGUGCCGCACUAAUAAGGAAAACACGUGUAACAUUAAGAACACGAACUAUUUUUAUUAUUUAUACAGAUAAAUUUUGGUUUUAUUCUUAUCCUGUCUUCCAACCUUAGUAUAGAUGAAUUUGGACAAGGAAUAGAUUUGGGGAUACACAUGUUUGAGGUUUUCGCUGCUGGGCUGGCUUAUGUUGAUAGCCUGUAAAUGUCCAGGCAAACCAAUCUGUUACAUGCCCUGUGUUAACGUAACAUUUGUUUGCAGAGAAAAUGAACAAAACCCCGUUUUGAUAAUUGUGCUUGGUAAAAUUUGCACUAAAGUUUCUCGAUGCUCAUUGAUCAACAGCCAUCGAGAGAUCUUCUGAUCAAAUCGUUUUGAAAUGUUUUCUGUGAUGUAUACUGAAAAGUAUCCGUAUUCUGAUUUUGAAAUGCGUUGAUAGUGUAAUUAUUCCUCCUAUUAAGAUUAUAUGCAUCCUUUUUACUUACUGAUUUAGCUCUAUUACUGUGUCAAAAAAGACAGUUCGGCCUUGUAUUUCACAGAACUAUGACCAUCAGAGACCAGAAACAAAGAGAUAAAUUCCAUCAGCAGUUCUUGAGAAGAUCUGUUAAAUAGCACUUUAGAAUAAUUACAGUCCCUCCCAGAGCCCGUCUUGAUCACAUCCAUUUAAUCAUUCAUGUUUUUCUAGGGGACCCACUAUAUAUAGUGAGCACUGUUCUAAGUGUCCAACCCAGAAUGUAUCCUACUCCAGGGCAAAAUGAGUGUACAGACUCAGAAAUGUAAAAUCCGUCAGCCAGACUGGAUCUGAGGAAUUACCAGCAUAAAUGCCUGCAUUUCUGCCGAAGCCGGCUACUUCCUGAAUAAGGCAGGCUACGUCAGGCAGGAUAGGAAAGCUUUUUCUUCUUCCCAGAUGCCAUUUCAUCUUUGGCCACCACUCCUGGUUCGUUUCCUGUGGCUGCUGUAACCAGUUACUCUAACCUCAGAGGCUUAAAAUAGCACAGAUUUGCUCUCUUGUAAAUCUGUAGGUCGGACGCCCACCGAGGGUCUCACCGGCUAAGGUGAGGCAUUGACCAGGCUGUGUUCCUUUGGAGAGGCCCUAAAGGAGAAUCCUUUCCGUACGUUGCUCCGUUCUGUGGCCCACGGCCCCCUCUUCAUCUUCAGCGCCAGCGCUACUGACUUUUCUCUGUGUGACAUCGCGUUAACAACAGCCAGGAAAGGUUCUCUUGCUUUCAAGGACUCCUGUGAUUGGACUGGGCCCACCAGAGUUCAGGGUUAUCCCCCCGCCCUAAGGCAUGUGGGACCUUAGCUGCAUCUUCAAGCCCCUUUCACCCUGCACAGGGCGUCUCUCUUCCUGCGCGGCCGUGUCUCUCCCUGCACAGCGACGUCUCUGCCUGUGCGGCGGCCUCUCUCCCUGCGCAGCGGCGCCUCACAGCUUCCCUCCAGAGGCUCCAGGGGUGAGUCUGUUCUUUGCCUCUUCCAAGGCUAUUGGCAUCCGUCCAGUCCCGCUUCUGUCCUUGCAUCCUUUACUACCAACUUUAUUUCUCCUGUUUUCCUCUUACUAGGACCCUUGUAACCUUUGGUUUCCCUAGAAUCUUAAAGGACCAGAAGAAUCUCAUCUCAAGAUACCUACCCACAUCGGCCGAAAUCCUUUUCCCGUGUAAGGUAACACAUUACAGGGACGGUGACUGGAACAUGAACAUUUUGGGGGCCGCUCUGACUCCCAGAGUCACUCCUGCAAAGGCUCACCUGCAUGCCACAGAAAGUCACCCCAUCCAAAGGUGCUGCAAAGUCUCAGCCCAUUACAGCAUCAACUGAGUGCAGAAUCUUACCUGAAUCCCGCCAGGUCAGAAGUCCCGAGACUCCUUUAAAUCUCUGAACCAAGUAUGAGUGAGGGUCUGGGUGUGAUUUCUGGGACACAGUUCCUCUCCUCCUGUGUGCCUGUGAACCCAGAAAACCAGUUCUCUGCUCCCAAACAUAAGGGCCGGGCGGGCAUAGAAUAGAGUUUAUAGACAUCGUUCUGUUCAAACAGAACAAUGAGAAAAGGAGCCACCGUGCCAAGCGAUUAGAAGCGAGCCCGCACACCCCGGGAGGUCCCAAAUCCCAGGAGCAGUCCUCUGUGGCCCUCGGGCCCGGCUAGGCUCGGAGCCCUCUGCUCCCUCGUGAAAGGGAGCACCUGUUUGCCGCCGAGUCGUUUUAUCAGCUUGUUUCUUACCUGUGGACUUGCAGGAAGUCUGACCACCUUUCAUUUCAUACCAUCUCCAUCCAUUUCACGUCUGCGGGUCCAGCAGAGAGGAUCUACGAGUCACACCCUUAACCUCUUCAAAGAACCUACAGUGUGACCAGGCCCUCCUCAGGCUGUAUGGCUACACCUUCUUCUCUUUCUUUCCCUUGAGCAGGCUUUCCUGACAGUGAAUCUUGAUUUUAGUGUCUUUUGUCGUUUGGGUGGACAGAGAAUCUGCAAGUCAUUUCUGAGUCCCGCUGUCUUUAUAUUUCACUGUUCUCUCCGGGAUGUAUCCGUCCCCUCUCACAUUCUACUGUAACUGGCAAGAAGAAAGCAGGCCGCCCCUUGCACACUCUGCUUAGAACCCUCUUCAGCCAAAUAAAUGUCAUAGGUGUUUUUAGCUUCUUUCCACACAACUGCUGACACGGUGUCGCUAAGCUUUUUGCCACUCUAUAGCCAGCAUCCUUUCCUUCAGUUUCCAACGGCAUGUUCCUCAUUUCCUACGGACCCUCAUUGGCAGCACCUUUAAUAACACCCUUAUUCCUUGUCACGGUCUGUUCACGUAAUCUUGAUGGCAGUUUAGAGAUUCUCUAGCCUCCUCGUUACGUCCUUCCGGCCCUCAUAGCGUCAACAUCCAUACAUCUGCCAACGGCAUUCACGGCGACCUUGCCUCUUUCUGUCAUGCUCCUCAGUGCUCUUCCAACCUCGACCCACGGCCGGAUCGCAAAGCUCCGCCCUCAUUCCUAGGCAUGUUUUUUCCAGCAGCACCCCAUUUCUAAGUAUCUGGGGGAGACUGCUGUGCCUGUCGCUGCCACGUGACAUGCAGGUGCCAACAGGAAACCUGGAAGUCGCCUUCCUCCGGGGGCUCUGACAUUUCAAGGAGGUGAAUUGGCCUGCAGUAGAGGUCUUCCUACCGGCAGUGCCCAGAGCGGCCACAGGACGGAAGUGUCCUCUCCCCGCCACGGAGAAACUCGUUCUUGGUGCCACGGUCCAGAGUAAGACGAUUCCCCAGUCUCCUCAGAGCGAGGGGAGCCGUGCUCCUCGCCGCUGACAACCACUUGGAGGCUAUGUGAAGACACCAGGCAUGAGCUCUAUUUUCACAGGAGCAAAAUCAUCUUCCUUAGGAGAUAGUCUAUUGAGACACACGAACAUUUUCAAUAAAAGGGCAUUGCCAUAUUUUGUAUAAGCAAAACCCUGUGAAAUUGUUUGAAAUGCUACUCCUGUAGUUCCUUUUUACCAUUUAGAUGGAGUGCCUACAGAUGCUCAUGCAAAACCAACUGCCAUGUUUAUAUAGGAGCGUCUUCCACAAGGUAGGAAGUAGGAGGGAGAAUGAAGCAUUCAGGACAAUGCUUUCACACGUACUCCGUGGUAUUUUGCUUCAUUAGAGUCACUUCCCUGAAUUCUUUUUACUAUUGCGGUCACUGUAACUGAGAAGAUUUCUAAUCACCCCCAAAAAGACCACAUUCCAUUGAACUGUUAGACGACCAUGUGUGAGGUCAGUUGUUUUGCAUGACGUGUGUGAUCAAGAAGUUUUGAGUGUCUCCUUUACCAAUAAAGAAUGUUUUCACUGAGAGUCAUUGAACAUGCUUUUCAUAAUCUCCUUGAUUUGCAGUUUUAUUUGAGUGACACAGAUUAUUUUAAAGCAUGGAGAGCAUUACCUGUGGUUUGAUUUUCUGUAGCGUAUCUUCUUGAUUGACAGAGAAGAACUGAAUUUUAGCUACGUUAUCUCAACUUCCUGUUACUGUUUUUGUUUUUAUUCCACCCAAAUAAAUGUGCAAAUUUUUCUUAA